CCGCAAUAAAAGCUUCAAAACCCUGAGAAAUCAUCUUAUAAAUAGCCACUUACUUCUUUUUGCUUCAAAACCCUAGUUGCUCUCCAUUGUAGCCGCGUGCAAGCAGGAACAUUCAUCUUCUUCCUUUGAGAUUUUUGUGUUUUUCGUUACAAAACUCAAUUAACAAUGUCGGUCGGAGAACUCGCUUGCACUUACGCCGCUCUUAUCCUCCACGACGACGAAGUCGCCGUCACUUCUGAGAAGAUUGCCACUCUUGUUAAAGCAGCUGGCAUUGAUUGCGAGUCUUUCUGGCCAAAUUUGUUUGCCAAGCUAGUUGAGAAGAGGAGCAUUGAGGAUCUCAUCAUGAAUGUAGGUGCUGGUGGAGGUGCUGCCCCUGCUGCUGCCGUUGCAGGUGGUGCUGCAGCUGCCCCUGCUGCUGAAGAGAAGAAGGAAGAGAAGAAGGAGGAACCCAAGGAAGAGAGUGAUGAUGACAUGGGAUUCAGCUUGUUCGACUAAGCUGCAAGGCACCUGUCUUUUUCGUUGUCGUAGUUAAUUAGUAUGAUGACAUUAGUUACAAUUUUCAAGAGAUCUAUGUUAAUUUUCUUUUUGUGUACGUUGGGAGAUCAGACAUGUUGAGAUUUUGCUAUUGUUACUAUUAUGUGGAGUCAUCUACUCUUUUGAAUACAAAGUAAUCUAGUGAUUUUUGGCCCUUCCAUAAUAUGGUGGCUUCCUUAUGUUAGGGUAA
Molecule: messenger RNA, 724 nt
Organism: Chenopodium quinoa (quinoa)
Lineage: Eukaryota; Viridiplantae; Streptophyta; Magnoliopsida; Caryophyllales; Amaranthaceae
Product: 60S acidic ribosomal protein P1-like
Exons: 4
Coding region: 166-495 (109 amino acids)
Biological process (GO): cytoplasmic translation; translational elongation
Cellular component (GO): cytosolic large ribosomal subunit; ribosome
Molecular function (GO): protein kinase activator activity; ribonucleoprotein complex binding; structural constituent of ribosome
Source: RefSeq, a predicted model, not a curated record